AUCAUUAGGUGUUCAACAAAUGGAGAAGACAUCGAUUUCUGACUGCCACAAACUGUAAUUAUUAUUUUUUUAAUGAUUAACCUGAAUCAUAACAGUCCCGGGCUAAUGAAUGUGAAUAAACACAUAAUUUCUAAUUUCAAGUUUAACAGGCCAAUAAAGGAGAAAGAAAUGGAAGAGUGAGUCUGCCAUAGAAUUUAUUAAUGGUUCAAGGACAAAUGGAGAAGAAGAUCUUAGAAAGGAGGUGCUGCUUGAGUUUGUCCCUGCAAUUUCACUAGUUACAGCAGCCUGAGGCAAACAGCCAAUUCUUGAGACGGGGUGAAGUGGGCAGCAAGAGCUAUAUUAUAUAUACGGGUAUCUGGAGACGGAGGGGAAUGAGCUCCUCCUAAAACCGUCUGUCUCAGGGAACUGCAGGCCAGCUAGGGUUUUAAAGGGAAAAGGGGCUAUAGGUCUUAGGAAUUUGUGGAAUGUGCAUUCUCUUUCUGUUUGGUCCUAUUUGAAACUUGUUGAUUUUUUCUUGCCUUAUCCCAUCAGCCAAGGGGUUGGCUGGUGCCAUCUGUCAUCCUGUUUGACAGGCUUAGAUUAAUAUCACUUGUUUUCCAAGGUCCUAGGGGAAGCAAGGGGAAGCAUUAGUUAACAUUUAACUUUUAGGGGAGUUAACAGCAAAAUCAUACUUGGAAACAGAGACAGGCUAGGGAAAGGAAAAAUGGCGAGGGUUUUGUUCAAGAUAUGGUUGAGCACCCUGUUUCAAGUUCAUUACUAUUAGGCUUGUUUAUAAUGUGGACAAUACCUGAAAAGGAUUAAACUAUUUUUUAGAUUGACUCGAUUAUUAUUUUUUUAAAUUGUUAAAUUAGUGUGAUGCUUUAAGAGAUUUUCUUUCCUUUUUUUUAAAUUCUGUUAGUAUUAGAUUUAUGUCAAGCCAUCUACACAGUUUUAUUAUAUUCUCUUUAUAAUAAACAUUGGAAAUUUAAAGGUGACUAAAUGGAAAUGACAUUUUACUUUCUGAUUAUGGAAUAGCAUUUCUUUCCUUGUGCUUUACAUUUCAAAUAUAGUAUAGGCCUUCUAAAUCCUAUAAAUCUAAUGAAGAAAUAAAAUGUAUACACCUUCUCAGAAUUGGGGGCCACUGAAAAGAGGCCUUUCCCCUUCCGGGAAAUAGCAAGAGUAAAAGUUCUUUGUCAGAAAUAUUUGUUUGCAGACUUAUAAAAUCUUUGUAGAAGUUCUGUCAAUACAUUUCUGUACCAGAGAAUAUUUUAACAUAUGUGUAGAAAAUAUCGUGGAUACAUACAUGCAUUGGAAAAGAAAUACUGGUAAGAAAAGAUAUCUGAGAAAGAGAGGAGAGAACAGAAGAAAAACAGCAGAGGCUUUAAAAGGAAUGGGUUAGGAAAGGAUACUAUAAAGGAAGAAUGGCUAUAUUUGGUAUGUGUAUUUACUGAUCUCUAUUUAUUUUAUUAGAUAAAAUGCACCUCUAUCUGGACCAGAUUUAAGAAAAUGCUCAAUUUUACUGAUGUGACAGAAUUUAUUCUUUUGGGAUUAACUAGUCAUCCUGAAUUGCAACUCCUUUUCUUUGCGAUUUUCUUAAUGGUCUACAUUAUCACCUUGGUUGGGAACAUUGCCAUGGUCAUAUUAAUCAGGAUCAGUCCCCAGCUCAGCAGCCCCAUGUACUUUUUCCUCAGUCACUUGUCUUUUGCUGAUGUGUGGUUCUCCUCUAACAUCACCCCUAAAAUGUUGGAAAACUUGAUAUCCCAGACCAAAACCAUUUCCUAUCCCGGUUGUAUAGUGCAAUGUUUCUUCUUCAUUGCCUUUGUCCACGUAGAGGUCUUCAUCCUUGCUGUGAUGGCCUUUGAUAGAUACAUGGCGAUUGGCAACCCUCUAUUAUACGGCAGCAGAAUGUCAAGGACUGUCUGUAUCCGACUGAUCUCGUUUCCUUAUAUAUAUGGCUUCUUUAUCAGUCUGAUCUCAACACUCUGGACUCAUGGUUUAUACUUCUGUGGGAACAUUGAGAUCAACCACUUCUACUGUGCAGACCCAGCUCUCAUCAAAAUGGCCUGUGCUGGGACCUUCAUUAAAGAAUACACCAUGCGCACUUUAGCCGGUCUCAACUUCUCUUAUUCCUUAUUGAUUAUUAUUGUCUCCUAUGUAUUUAUCCUGAUUGCCAUCUUAAAAAUGCAUUCAGCAGAAGGAAGAAAGAAAGCCUUCUCCACAUGUGGGUCCCACCUGACAGCUGUAACCAUAUUUUAUGGAACUCUCUUCUUCAUGUAUCUUAGAAGCCCAACUGAGGAGUCUGUGGAGCAGGGAAAAAUGGUGGCUGUGUUUUAUACCACAGUGAUUCCUAUGUUGAACCCCAUGAUCUACAGUCUCAGGAACAAGGAUGUGAAGGAGGCUAUGAUCAAAGCAAUCAGUAGAACUUUUUUAAGUAAACAAAACAGAAAUUUACAAUGUAUGAUGAGAUCCAUAGUCCAAUAGAAGGGAUGGAAGUUAACCAUUUCUUUCAGAUAAUUUACUUACCAAGAUCAAAUUAGUUAUUUUGGAAAAGAGAAUUUUUUUUUUCAUGACUCUUAGAUGUUUCACGAAUCAACCUUUUAAAUUCUGUUUUAAAGGGACUGUACUGUCUCUUCUUACACCUAGAGUAGGUUAUGGAUUAUAUGUUAUUUCAACAUGCUUGGAUGGAAUAUGAUUUUACAAUAAGUCAUUCUCAUGACUGAAGACAAUAUCCCUGACUAUGGGAUAUAUUAGGUACAUUCUGUUUUAAAUGCUAUUUAAACUAUAUUCAUUAAUGCAACUGUACUCUACAUGAGCUCGCAUUUUCAAAUACAUGCUGAUUAAUUAAAUAUACUUCAUUUUUGUAUGGACUU
Loxodonta africana (African savanna elephant) is the source of this 2849-nucleotide messenger RNA. Its product is annotated as olfactory receptor 5M3-like. Gene Ontology annotation, molecular function: odorant binding; G protein-coupled receptor activity; olfactory receptor activity. NCBI's taxonomy places the organism in Eukaryota, Metazoa, Chordata, Mammalia, Proboscidea, Elephantidae. The coding region runs from base 1486 to 2460 and encodes 324 amino acids. The transcript has a single exon. The record is from RefSeq and is a predicted model, not a curated record. Gene Ontology annotation, biological process: G protein-coupled receptor signaling pathway; sensory perception of smell. Gene Ontology annotation, cellular component: membrane.